GCGCUCCCGCUCUCCGCUCCGCUCCCCGCGCCGCCCCGCCCUCCGCCGCAGCCCGCGCCGGGGGUGGGGGCCGCCGAGCGCCAGCCCCCCGGCCGGCCGAUCCCCCCCCGCGCCCCCUCCCCGCGCCUCCCUCCCCGCCCUCGCCGCGCCGCCGUCCUCGCCUCCCUCUGCCUCUCCUUCCCCCAUUCUCCCGGAUUAAUUAAGGAGGCAGCGGCAGGAGGCUGAGUCCUGGCCGCGGGCCGGGGCCGGGGCGCCGCUGGCAGGAGCGCUUGGGGAUCCUCCAAGGCGACCAUGGCCUUGCUGGGCAAGCGCUGUGACGUCCCCACCAACGGCUGCGGACCCGACCGCUGGAACUCCGCCUUCACCCGCAAAGACGAGAUCAUCACCAGCCUCGUGUCUGCCUUAGACUCCAUGUGCUCAGCACUGUCCAAACUGAACGCCGAGGUGGCCUGUGUCGCCGUGCACGAUGAGAGCGCCUUUGUGGUAGGCACGGAGAAGGGGAGAAUGUUCCUGAAUGCCCGGAAGGAGCUACAGUCAGACUUCCUCAGGUUCUGCCGAGGGCCCCCGUGGAAGGAUCCAGAGGCAGAGCACCCCAAGAAGGUGCAGCGGGGCGAGGGCGGAGGCCGUAGCCUCCCUCGGUCCUCCCUGGAACAUGGCUCAGAUGUGUACCUUCUGCGGAAGAUGGUAGAGGAGGUGUUUGAUGUUCUUUAUAGCGAGGCCCUGGGAAGGGCCAGUGUGGUGCCACUGCCCUACGAGAGGCUGCUCAGGGAGCCAGGGCUGCUGGCCGUGCAGGGGCUGCCCGAGGGCCUGGCCUUCCGAAGGCCGGCCGAGUACGACCCCAAGGCCCUCAUGGCCAUCCUGGAACACAGCCACCGCAUCCGCUUCAAGCUCAAGAGGCCACUUGAGGAUGGCGGGCGGGACUCGAAGGCCCUGGUGGAGCUGAAUGGUGUCUCCCUGAUACCCAAGGGGUCACGGGACUGUGGCCUGCAUGGCCAGGCCCCCAAGGUGCCACCCCAGGACCUGCCCCCCACCGCCACCUCCUCCUCCAUGGCCAGCUUCCUGUACAGCACGGCGCUCCCGAACCACACCAUCCGAGAGCUCAAGCAGGAAGCACCUUCCUGCCCCCUUGCCCCCAGCGACCUGGGCCUGAGCCGGCCCAUGCCAGAGCCCAAGGCCACCGGUGCCCAAGACUUCUCCGACUGUUGUGGACAGAAGCCCACCGGGCCUGGUGGGCCUCUCAUCCAGAACGUCCAUGCCUCCAAGCGCAUUCUCUUCUCCAUCGUCCAUGACAAGUCAGAGAAGUGGGACGCCUUCAUAAAGGAAACCGAGGACAUCAACACGCUCCGGGAGUGUGUGCAGAUCCUGUUUAACAGCAGAUAUGCGGAAGCCCUGGGCCUGGACCACAUGGUCCCUGUGCCCUACCGGAAGAUUGCCUGUGACCCGGAGGCUGUGGAGAUCGUGGGCAUCCCGGACAAGAUCCCCUUCAAGCGCCCCUGCACUUACGGAGUCCCCAAGCUGAAGCGGAUCCUGGAGGAACGCCAUAGCAUCCACUUCAUCAUUAAGAGGAUGUUUGAUGAGCGAAUUUUCACAGGGAACAAGUUUACCAAAGACACCACGAAGCUGGAGCCAGCCAGCCCGCCAGAGGACACCUCUGCAGAGGUCUCUAGGGCCACCGUCCUUGACCUUGCUGGGAAUGCUCGGUCAGACAAGGGCAGCAUGUCUGAAGACUGCGGGCCAGGAACCUCCGGGGAGCUGGGCGGGCUGAGGCCGAUCAAAAUUGAGCCAGAGGAUCUGGACAUCAUUCAGGUCACCAUCCCAGACCCCUCGCCAACCUCUGAGGAAAUGACAGACUCGAUGCCUGGGCACCUGCCAUCAGAGGAUUCUGGUUAUGGAAUGGAGAUGCUGACAGACAAAGGCCUGAGUGAGGACCCGCGGCCCGAGGAGAGGCCCAUGGAGGACAGCCACGGUGACGUGAUCCGGCCCCUGCGGAAGCAGGUGGAGCUGCUCUUCAACACACGAUACGCCAAGGCCAUUGGCAUCUCGGAGCCCGUCAAGGUGCCGUACUCCAAGUUUCUGAUGCACCCGGAGGAGCUGUUUGUGGUGGGGCUGCCUGAAGGCAUCUCCCUCCGCAGGCCCAACUGCUUCGGGAUCGCCAAGCUCCGGAAGAUUCUGGAGGCCAGCAACAGCAUCCAGUUUGUCAUCAAGAGGCCCGAGCUGCUCACUGAGGGAGUCAAAGAGCCCAUCGUGGAUAGUCAAGAGAGGGAUUCCGGGGACCCUCUGGUGGACGAGAGCCUGAAGAGACAGGGCUUUCAAGAAAAUUAUGACGCGAGGCUCUCACGGAUCGACAUCGCCAACACACUAAGGGAGCAGGUCCAGGACCUUUUCAAUAAGAAAUACGGGGAAGCCUUGGGCAUCAAGUACCCGGUCCAGGUCCCCUACAAGCGGAUCAAGAGUAACCCCGGCUCCGUGAUCAUCGAGGGGCUGCCCCCAGGAAUCCCGUUCCGAAAGCCCUGCACCUUCGGCUCCCAGAACCUGGAGAGGAUUCUUGCUGUGGCCGACAAGAUCAAGUUCACAGUCACCAGGCCUUUCCAAGGACUCAUCCCAAAGCCUGAUGAAGAUGACGCCAACAGACUCGGGGAGAAGGUGAUCCUGCGGGAGCAGGUGAAGGAACUCUUCAACGAGAAAUACGGUGAGGCCCUGGGCCUGAACCGGCCGGUGCUGGUCCCUUAUAAACUAAUCCGGGAUAGCCCAGACGCCGUGGAGGUCACGGGUCUGCCUGAUGACAUCCCCUUCCGGAACCCCAACACAUACGACAUCCACCGGCUGGAGAAGAUCCUGAAGGCCCGAGAGCAUGUCCGCAUGGUCAUCAUUAACCAGCUCCAACCCUUUGCAGAAAUCUGCAAUGAUGCCAAGGUGCCAGCCAAAGACAGCAGCAUUCCCAAGCGCAAGAGAAAGCGGGUCUCAGAAGGAAAUUCCGUGUCCUCUUCCUCCUCGUCUUCCUCUUCCUCGUCCUCUAACCCGGAUUCAGUGGCAUCGGCCAACCAGAUCUCGCUCGUGGUAAAGUUGCACAGAUUUGGACUCCAGCACUCGUCUCUGUGGCCCUCACCCCUCCAUCGGGCAGGGCCGUCUACUCUGGGAUGUGGGCCCAGGGGAUGGGGAGGCACUGGGCUUUGAAGGGGGACCUUCCAGCCUCAGGAGUUAUAGAUGCAUCCACCUGUCUCACCCAAGAGGUAGCCCAUCCUUCUCAUGGGGUACUCACUCCCUCUCAAAAAAGAAAAAAAAAAAAGAAAUGUCACUGGCCAGGCACGGUGGCUCACACCUGUAAUCCCAGCACUUUGGGAGGCUAACAUGGGUGGAUUACCUGAGGUCAGGAGUUCGAGACCAGCCUGGCCAACAUGGUGAAACCCCGUCUCUACUAAAAAUACAAAAAUUAGCCGGGCGUGGUGGUGCAUGCCUGUAGUCCCAGCUACUAGGGAGGCUGAGGCAGGAGAAUCACUUGAACCUGGGAGGUGGAGGUUGCAGUGAGCCGAGAUCGUGCCAUUGCACUCCAGCCUGGGCAACAAGAGCGAAACUCCAUCUCAAAAUAAAUAAAUAAAUAAAUAAAUAAAAUGUUUUUAAAAAGGAAAGAAAAAAGGCCGGGCACAGUGGCUCACAUCUCUAAUCCCAGCACUUUGAGAGACCAAGGUGGGCAGAUCACCUGAGGUCAGGAGUUUGAGACCAGCCUGACCAACACGGAGAAACCCCUUCUCUACUAAAAAUACAAAAUUAGCCGGGCAUAGUGGCACAUGCCUGUAAUCCCAGCUACUCGGGAGGCUGAGGUAGGAGAAUCGCUUGAACCUGGGAGGCGGAGGUUGCAAUGAGCUGAGGUCACGCCAUUGCACUGCAGCCUGGGCGACAAGAGUGAAACUCUGUCUCAGAAAAAAAAAAAAAUAAUAAUAAUAAUAAUAAUUAGCCAGGCAUGGUGGCACUUGCCUGUGGUCGCAGCUACUUGGGAGGCUGGGGCAGGAGGAUCAUUUGAGCCCGAGGGGAUUGAGGCUGCAGUGAGCCAAGAUCAUGCCAUUGCACUCCAGCCUGGGCAAGAGAAUGAGACUCCAUCUCAAAAAUAAAUAAAUAGGCUGGGUGUGGUGGCUCACGCCUGUAAUCCUAGCACUUUGGGAGGCCGAGGCAGGCGGAUCACUUGAGGUUCAGGAGUUCAAGACCAGCCUGGCCAACAUGGCAAAACCCCGUCUCUACUAAAAAUAGAAAAAUUAGCCGGGCAUGGUUGCGGGCGCCUAUAAUCCCAGCUACUCAGGAGGCUGAGGCAGGAGACUCGCUUGAACCCGGGGGGCCAAGGUUGCAGUGAGCCGAGAUUGUGUCACUGCACUCCAGCCUGGGCAGAAGAGUGAGACUCCAUCUCAAAAAAAUAAAAAAUAUAAGUAAAUAGCCUCUGAGAAAGCCUUCCAAAAGCAGAACUAAGCAUUUUGGGUUUGUUCCGCAUCACCUGGAGUCCUAACCCAGUCCCUUUGUCC
This is a messenger RNA of Pongo pygmaeus (Bornean orangutan), 4508 nucleotides long. RefSeq names its product GTF2I repeat domain containing 1 (gene GTF2IRD1). Gene Ontology annotation, molecular function: DNA-binding transcription factor activity. The record is from RefSeq and is a predicted model, not a curated record. Gene Ontology annotation, biological process: transcription by RNA polymerase II. Gene Ontology annotation, cellular component: nucleus. The coding region runs from base 292 to 3174 and encodes 960 amino acids. Lineage: Eukaryota; Metazoa; Chordata; Mammalia; Primates; Hominidae. The transcript has 26 exons.